Molecule: messenger RNA, 2181 nt
Organism: Oppiella nova
Lineage: Eukaryota; Metazoa; Arthropoda; Arachnida; Sarcoptiformes; Oppiidae
Source: the annotation of a GenBank genome assembly
AUGGAUGAAAUGAUUGCCGAAAAUAAUCGUCUGAUCCGUGACUUAAUGUUCGCGAAGAAAGCGAUCAAAAGUCUGGAGAAUAUCACGACUUUUGCCAUUGAGUUGACACAAGAAGUGGACUGCGAUUGCAAGCUAUCGACGGUUCAGCGGAUCCGCGCAGACAUCCAGACACACCUCACGAGUUACGAGUCAUUCAAACAACAGAUUACCGCCGAUGACAGCACUCGCAAGACAUCGAUGGCCAUGACUGAUGACAAUGCUAUCACUGACUUGAUCUCUGAUCAAGACGUUAAGCCAAAGACCACUGAAAUAACCAGAGUUUGCCAUCACUGCCAACAAAUUAUCUAUAAUGACUGUACGGAUCAGAUCGCUGAAGACACGAGUUAUGAGAGUUUCAUCAAUGACUCGAUGCUUAAGACACGGAUUAAAGCGAAAGACAGGUCUAAGAAGUCGAUGGCGAACACGAAGACAGUGGAGGGAUAUUGUCUGAUGACAGCGCUUCCGAUGCCACUCAAGUGCUUCGGUUGCGACCAUCUGUUCACCAAAUGUGAGGACUUCUUGAAUCACAUCAAUAGAGGGAAUGUCACCAAAAGUUACGUGAACAAAUCGACGGAAACGACAGAAAACUCCGAGAAUAAGACACCCAUAGACAGGAAAUCGCCUAAAAUCCCGAUCUACCCGUGCGUUGAGGGCUACCGGUGCGGCUAUAAAGGCUGCAAAUACACGACAACCAACAGAAAACAUGUCGUGUUUCACUUCACGGCACACAAAACAUACCGUCCCUACCGGUGCACCGCCAACGGGUGUCGGCAAUGGUUCAAAACGGACGCCCACUUACGUAGCCAUCAGAUUGUGGUCCAUCCGGAGGAGUUCCCCCACAAGAAGUGGUUCACGUGUUCGGUGACUGACUGUCAGUACAAAACCAAAGUCCACUCGAGUCUCACGAAACACAUGCGCAGCCAUACGGAUACCGGUGUGCGAUACCAGUGCGACGAAUGCGGCAAAAGUUACGCCCGACAGCGCACGCUCGACGAGCACCGGAGUGUCGUGCAUACUGGUGUCGUGGAGUACCGGUGCCAGCACUGCGACAAGACCUACAACUGUCUGUCGGCGCUUAAGACUCAUGUGAAGCAAACGCAUUAUAAGGUAUUUGUUUGCGAUUUCAACGGUUGCGACAAACAGUUUGUGGCGGAAAUGGAGCUCAGGGCUCACGUACUCCUUGUCCACGACUCGGGUCUCGAGAGUAACGUCGAUGAGGUUAUGGAGCAGACGUUUGACGACAGUUCCGCUCAGUACUCGCCAACUCAACAGUUGUUUGAGUCGAAAACAACUGAUAUCCCGAUCUACCCGUGCGGUGAGGGCUACCGGUGCGGCUACGAGGGCUGUGCGUACACCGCAAAACGCGAGCGACUAAUCGCCAAACACUCAGUCGUGCAUAGGAGCGACCGUCCCUUCCGGUGCCGACUCAACGACUGUAACCAGCGGUUCAAAACGGAAGCCCUACUGAACAGCCAUCAGAUUAACGUACACCCGGAGGAGUUUCCCGACCGCCUGUGGCUCACGUGUCCGACACCAGGAUGCGAGUACCGCACGAAAGGCAACUCCAAUAUCACGAAACACAUACGCACUCACACUCACCGAUACGGGUGCGACGAGUGCGACAAGACGUACGCCACGAAACUGUCGCUUAUGGACCAUAAAAGGUCAGUACAUCCCGGCCCGGACGGCACCGUUAAAGUCUACGGGUGCGAGAUGUGCGACAAGACGUACCCCAUUCUGCGUAAACUACGGGCACACAUACAACAGUCCCAUAACCGGGUGUUUGUCUGCGACUUUCAAGGCUGUGAUAAACAGUUCGGAGUACAGAGUCAUCUACUCCUCCAUCGACAGCGAGUCCACGAUAAGAGUUACGUCCGACCCGUGGCCUGCAUUUGGAAGGGCUGUGAGCAGAGGUUUGACUGUAACAGCAAAAUGAAGGAACAUCUCAACAAACAUACCGGCGCUAAGCCUUUCGACUGCAAACACUGUGACCAACAGUUCGCGACAACGGGCGACCGGUCGGCCCAUAUGUCUAAUCAGCAUAAGGACCGGCCGUUUGCCUGCGAGUGGCCCGACUGUCAGUAUAGGGCGGCGUUCAUGAGUCGACUGCGCACUCAUAUGAAGAAACAUCGGAUCAAAUGA